AUGGCCGCUCCUCCCUCCAAACAAUGGGGCAUGACUCCCCCCAUGUCGACUGCGCUCCCCGAACCCAUCGACACUGAAAAGACGGCGGAUUUGAUUGAAGAAUUGAAGAAAGAGAACAACUAUGAACCUCUCGAAGCAACCCAGAAAAGAAUGGCUACGCUCGGCUUGCUCAAUCGAGUUACUCAAGAAUUCGUGCGUGAAGUGAGUCGCCGGCGCAGGAUGCCCCCGUCUCAGAUCGAGCAGUUUGGUGGCAAGAUUUUCCCUUAUGGAAGUUAUCGUCUAGGAGUAUUCGGACCUGGAUCUGAUAUUGAUACUCUGGCCGUGGCUCCAAGGCAUGUCACGCGCGAAGACUUCUUCGAAUACUUUCCAACCGUGCUCAAACGAAUGACAGCCGAGGGUGACAUUUCAUCGCUCACACCUGUGCCAGACUCUUAUGUCCCCAUCAUCAAGCUGGUCUUGAACGAUAUUGAAAUUGACCUGAUCUUUGCCUCGAUUGCGAGUCUCCAAACCAUCCCCAAGAACCUGACCUUGAACGACAACAACCUGCUCACUGGACUUGAUCAAGCAACGAUCCGAGCAGUCACCGGGCCACGUGUGACCGAUGAGAUCUUGAGCUUGGUGCCUGAACAGAAGACCUUCCGAACCGCUUUGAGAGCCAUCAAACUUUGGGCCCAACGAAGAGCUGUGUACGCCAAUAUUGUUGGUUAUCCUGGUGGUGUGGCGUGGGCGAUGUUGGUUGCAAGAGUAUGCCAAUUGUACCCACACGCAGUUGGUGCCACGCUCGUGGACAAAUUCUUCUUCGUCAUGAAGAACUGGGAUUGGCCGACGCCAGUCAUGUUGAAGGACAUUGAACAGCCGAAGCCCUCACAAGCAAAUGAAUUCAAGGUGUGGAAUCCGGCCCUCUACAAGGGUGACAAGAAGAUGUUGAUGCCUAUCAUCACCCCUGCCUUCCCCAGUAUGUCGGCCACAUACAACAUUUCCAAGUCUGGCAAGACCGUCAUCCUACGCGAACUGGAAAGAGCGAGCCAGAUCACAAACAACAUCUUUGCUGGCAAAGCACGUUGGAGUGAUCUAUUCAAAAAGCAUUCUUUCUUCACCGCCGAUCACAAGUACUACUUGGGAGUCACUGCGAGUACGCUCAACGCUGACUCAGCUAAACAAUGGGCAGGCCUUGUUGAGUCCAAGGUCCGCAUUUUUGUAAUGCUGUUGGAGGGCAUUCCAGAUAUCACAUUGGCCCGUCCGUUCACCAAGGGCUUCAAGAGGGUCCACAAGUGUGCAGACGAGACUCAAAUUCGAGAAGUUCAGAAGGGCAGCAUGAAAUACAAGUUUGAAGAGACGAAAACCGUCGAAACCACCGAUCCGGAACUGGUCACCAGUAAUGGUGAUGGGGCGGCUGUCCCUGCAGCCAACGGUGCGAAGCCAGAAACAGAUCAAGGCGCUCAUACCGUAUAUACAUACACCUUCUACAUCGGUAUCGACACGACUGCCAAAGGAAGCCUCAAUAUCGCGCCCUCUUUUCAGAACUUCAAAGACAUUUGCGAAGGCUGGGCAAGCUUCAACCGAGACUCCCACUUCCUCACCCUCGCAUCCGUCAAGUGUUGGGACCUACCCGAUGAUGUUUUCGAUGCCAAGGCUGGUGAAGUCAAACCCAGCAGACCUGUGAAGAAGGUGGCUAAGCAGGUCAAGGCGGAGGCUAAGUCGGGGGUGAGAAGAAGCAUCAACGAAGUUGAGGCUACUGAGACCAACGGUGAUGCCGCAAAGCGGCAGAAAUUGAUGACACCCACACCUACACCUACACCUACUCCUGCUCCAAAACCUACUGCAGCCCCGGCUUGA
This is a messenger RNA of Exophiala spinifera, 1836 nucleotides long. RefSeq lists its product as uncharacterized. NCBI's taxonomy places the organism in Eukaryota, Fungi, Ascomycota, Eurotiomycetes, Chaetothyriales, Herpotrichiellaceae. The transcript is spliced from 4 exons. Gene Ontology annotation, cellular component: nucleus. The coding region runs from base 1 to 1836 and encodes 611 amino acids. The record is from RefSeq and is a predicted model, not a curated record. Gene Ontology annotation, molecular function: RNA binding; poly(A) RNA polymerase activity.